GCAGGGGCUGGCCUUUACGGAGGAGGGACAUCAUGCCAAUUUCAAGAGUUUCUUUGAAAGGCGGAUGGAGUAGGGAUACGAGAAAACACGCUGCUCUGACUCAAACCAACAGACACGCCGCAGACUCCUCGUGGUUGAGCCCGGACCGACAGAGAGAAGAAGAAGAAGAGACCUGCGACAGAACAAGAGCCGGCAAAGCGGGAAGCUUUUUGUCCCCGAGUGAGUAAAAAGAAAAAAGGAAACUCAGACAACGAUGUCAGGGUUGAAAAAGAGAAACUCAAAUUCCUCGGCAGACAGGGAUGAGGAGGACAAGCAGGUAAAGGAAAGGAUGCUGUCCGGCGUGGAGAAGGUGGAUUCCAACCUGGGUGGAGCCCCGGGGAGCGACCCCGACAACAACGCCGCCAGAGGAGACGAAGGGGGAGAAGGGGUCGCCCUGAAGAGGACCAUCACCCUGUUGAACGGCGUGGCCAUCAUCGUGGGCACCAUCAUAGGCUCGGGCAUCUUCGUCACACCCACCGGCGUGGUAAAGGAGGCUGGCUCGGUGGGUCUGUCCCUGGUAAUAUGGACGGUAUGCGGGGUGUUCUCCACGGUGGGAGCCCUCUGCUACGCGGAGCUGGGGACCACCAUCAGUAAGUCCGGCGGGGACUAUGCCUACAUCCUGGAGGUGUACGGCUCCCUGCCGGCUUUCCUCAAACUCUGGAUCGAGUUGCUCAUCAUCCGUCCGUCCUCCCAGUACAUCGUCGCCUACGUUUUCGCCACCUACGUUCUCAAGCCAGUGUUCCCUGAGUGUCCGGUGCCGGAGAACGGGGCCAAGGUAGUGGCCUGCCUCUGCAUCCUCUUGUUGACCUUUGUGAACUGCUACAGUGUGAAGGCGGCCACCAGGGUGCAGGACUUCUUUGCAGCGGCCAAGCUCCUGGCACUUGGAAUGAUCAUCAUCAUCGGCUUUGUCAAGAUUGGCCAAGGUAGCACGGACCGACUUCUUCCAGAAAACUCCUUCAAAGGCUCCAAAUAUGAGUUUGGCAGCAUCGGCCUGGCACUCUACAGCGGUCUGUUUGCCUACGGUGGCUGGAACUACUUGAAUUUUGUCACAGAGGAGAUGAUUGAGCCUUACAAAAACCUUCCCCGUGCCAUCAUCAUCUCUCUGCCCAUAGUGACAAUAGUGUACGUUCUGACCAACCUGGCAUAUUUCACCACCCUCUCCCCUGAGCAGAUGCUCGGCUCUGAGGCUGUGGCUGUGGAUUUUGGGAACUAUCACCUGGGUCCGAUGGCAUGGAUCAUCCCGGUGUUUGUAGGUCUGUCCUGCUUUGGAUCUGUCAACGGCUCUCUGUUCACAUCAUCCAGGUUAUUCUUCGUUGGUUCCCGGGAGGGUCACCUGCCCAGUCUGCUGUCAAUGAUCCACCCCACCCUGCUGACACCGCUGCCCUCACUCAUAUUCACUUGCUUGAUGACGCUGCUCUACGCCUUCUCCAAUGACAUCUUCUCCGUCAUAAACUUCUUCAGCUUCUUCAACUGGCUCUGCAUCGCCAUGGCAAUCGUUGGGAUGAUGUGGCUCCGUUAUAAGAAGCCAGAGCUGGAGCGACCAAUCAAGGUGAAUAUUCUGCUGCCGGUGAGUUUCGUGCUCGCCUGCCUCUUCCUCAUCGUCGUCUCCUUCUGGAAGACUCCAGUCGAGUGUGCGAUUGGCUUUGGCAUCAUCGCUACCGGAAUUCCUUUCUACUUAAUCGGCGUGUGGUGGAAGGGCAAACCCAAGUGGAUGCUGCAGGGAAUCUCCUCGACCACAGCCUUGUGUCAGAAGGUGAUGGAGGUGGUGCCUCAGGCGACCUAAAAAGCCCGCCCUUUACUUACAGCCGGGGGCCAAUCGGGUUGCACCAACAGUGAUCUCUGGGCUCUGACAUCUGAUGAAGCUUGAUCUCUGUUGAUCUCUCUCUCUCUCUCUCUCUCUCUCUCUCUCUCUC
This is a messenger RNA of Sander lucioperca (pikeperch), 1952 nucleotides long. It is a transcript of the gene slc7a5, whose product is annotated as solute carrier family 7 member 5. The transcript is spliced from 10 exons. Lineage: Eukaryota; Metazoa; Chordata; Actinopteri; Perciformes; Percidae. Gene Ontology annotation, biological process: amino acid transmembrane transport; neutral amino acid transport. Gene Ontology annotation, cellular component: membrane. Bases 254 to 1822 code for a protein of 522 amino acids. Gene Ontology annotation, molecular function: L-amino acid transmembrane transporter activity; neutral L-amino acid transmembrane transporter activity. The record is from RefSeq and is a predicted model, not a curated record.